Messenger RNA from Penaeus vannamei (Pacific white shrimp), 568 nucleotides. NCBI's taxonomy places the organism in Eukaryota, Metazoa, Arthropoda, Malacostraca, Decapoda, Penaeidae. The record is from RefSeq and is a predicted model, not a curated record.
GAGUGACUUCGAUGCCAAACAGCCCGAGAGAGUGAUAGAUGUAUCUUCCUGUGUUGCUUCCCUGGCUUUUCAUCCAACCAAUCCUGCUGUGUUUGCCAUAGGAACAUUCAACGGGGAGGUGCUGGUAUAUGACCUUGUCCAUGUGGAGGAUGUAGUUCCCAUGGCCACUGGUGACUGUGGUGGGGGGAGCGUGACCACACUUUUGUGGGUUGACAGCGCCAUUGGCAGAGUCUCAGCCACCAGGUCUUCCAGCACAAUUGUUGCAACAACAAGCACAGGGUACAUAUUGGAAUGGACACUCAAUAUAACAAAACAAGAGCUCCAACUAAAAUCAGGGUUUAUGUUGCAAGGCCAAGAUGUACCACGCAGCAUAAGGACUCAAGUUGAUGAAUCAAGUGGAGUUGGGAUUGCUACUGCAUCCUUCAAUUCUGAAGAUAAAACACUUUUUGUUUUGGGAGCAGAAGUGGGCGGCAUGUUCCUCUGCUCAACAGCCCGUGAGAAAUGCCCUAAUACUCACACUCUUGGCUAUGAGGAGAACAUGAGUGGUACCGGGGAAAUUGUGAGGUAA